CCAAAACACAACAAUACAAUAGACAAAAUCAUAUUUAUGCACAAUAUUGUAAGACCCUAAACCCGAAAGAACAUAGAACGCCAUUAAAGAAACCUGAAACCAAAUUGAUUAGCCGAUUGGCUUUCUUUUUGUAGACUGAAUUGUUCCAACCAGGAGCGACCAUACAAAAUCCACGAACCAUAAGGUUUCCCUAUUAAAGAGAUAAAAGGCUAUAGGAAAGUAUCAAAAAGAAGUAAUAUGGCUCUAAGGGAAUUUUUAGGAUGGUCUAAUGGGGAGUUAAUGAGAUCGGAUGCAAAACCCUGUUCAACAAUGAUACGGCAAACUGCUGGCAUCUUCAGUGUUUGUGGAGCUCUAGCAUUUUGGACUCUUGGUAGGGUAUAUUAUGGUCCACGUAUAACAAUCCCCAGGGCGCUUAGAUGGGGUUUGUGUGGAGCAGUUUCAGGGAGCUGUAGCUCAGCUUUGCUUGUUCGCCUUUUUCUACCUGAAUGUGAGCCACAAAAUAUAGCUGCAUAUGACAAACAUGCUUCUUGAGGAUGUACCAGUUCAGUGUCCUGUACUAUUAUCAUCCAUCAUUUCAACUCAUACAAUACAACUGACAAUUUUUCUCUGUUUGAUCAAAAUUUAAAUGUUAAGAUUUUAUCACCAUUCCCGAUCAUGACUCAUGAGUAUUGAUAAUACAAUACUAGCUAUCAGAGUCUCAUUUUACUAGUAAUUGGACUAUGUUCAUUUUUUGGUCAUGUUUAAGUCCACAAAAUAGCCAAAGAGGCUUUCCCUUAAAAACGGUCAUGCCUGUUGAAAAGUACUUUUUGCCAAUGAGAUAAGAAAAGGUAGGCUGAUGUACCUAAUUGUGGUGUGAGAAGAGCAAUGGUCUGUGAUUUCUUG
This is a messenger RNA of Cryptomeria japonica (Japanese cedar), 882 nucleotides long. RefSeq lists its product as uncharacterized. The transcript is spliced from 4 exons. NCBI's taxonomy places the organism in Eukaryota, Viridiplantae, Streptophyta, Pinopsida, Cupressales, Cupressaceae. Bases 238 to 531 code for a protein of 97 amino acids. The record is from RefSeq and is a predicted model, not a curated record.